Molecule: messenger RNA, 543 nt
Organism: Ostrea edulis (European flat oyster)
Lineage: Eukaryota; Metazoa; Mollusca; Bivalvia; Ostreida; Ostreidae
Exons: 2
Coding region: 106-543 (145 amino acids)
Source: RefSeq, a predicted model, not a curated record
CAAAGUUGUCGAUUUUCGCACCUGAUUAAAACCAAUCAAGGCAACUUCCGGUUGUACUAUUAUUAGCAAAAUACUUGCGUGACGUCACUUUACAUCAGCUUUGAAAUGGCAACUGUAAACGAUAACAGCGUAACCUCGGAUUCUUCGUCGGAUAUUGACCUACACAUGUCAUUUGAGAUAUCAUCCUUCGAAGAAGAACACGAGGAACAUCAGCAGGACAUAGUCCCAUAUCGGUUUGAACCUGAAGCGACUGAUCUUAGCGAAUCGGAUGGUUCAAGCGAAGACGAAGUCGACGACCAGCACAGACUAGAAAAUACAGAUUGGUGCAAUUGUGGAUCAUGCACACCCAUGCCCACAGCAUUAGAAAGCAAAUGCUGCUCUGAAAUUCCACAGAUUGUCGAGAAAAUUGAGUCUUAUAGUGAUGAUUUAACCUGCAUUACAAGACAUCCUGGAUUCCAGACUGUUUGUCUAGACGUCUUUGUCCUGGAGACUGCAUACUACCAGUAUCGUUCUCAGUAUGGAUAUACAGAACAGCAUGAAUGA